Molecule: messenger RNA, 1734 nt
Organism: Lachancea lanzarotensis
Lineage: Eukaryota; Fungi; Ascomycota; Saccharomycetes; Saccharomycetales; Saccharomycetaceae
Gene: EFM1
Product: LALA0S21e00188g1_1
Exons: 1
Coding region: 1-1734 (577 amino acids)
Biological process (GO): peptidyl-lysine monomethylation
Cellular component (GO): nucleus
Molecular function (GO): protein-lysine N-methyltransferase activity; protein binding
Source: RefSeq, a predicted model, not a curated record
AUGUUAGAGCAAAGAAGGUUCACGAUUAAUGAAAACAAGAGCAAGAUGAGUGGUGGUGCCGUAGAACACUUCGUCCAAUGGGCGCAAGAUAACGGAGCUUACAUCGAUGAUAAAAUCGAAUUCAAAGAAAAUGCCUUAACCGGUGUCCAUGCGAUUGCUAGAAAGUCGAUAAAAAGCAGCGAUCCAUUAUUCAAGAUUCCUAAAAUACUGCUUCUACGACGCAGCUUGGCAGAGGAGCAUUUCGGCGUAAAGCCUUCCUCCGACGGUAAUCCAAAUGCGCUUUUGCAACUGUAUCUGGCCAAAUUGAAGUUUGAUAAUACAUGCCAAAAAUCUGCGUUCUUCAAACCGUACUUGGAUAUUCUCCCAAACGUCAAUACCAUUAGCUCGCCCUACUUUUGGACUGCUCAGGAGCUUGCUGCUUUGAAAGGCACAGAGCUCUUGAUCAAGACCAAGCGGAAUUUGAAAAGCCUGGUCAGUGAAUGGUUCAAUGUUGCAACAAGCGUGAAUGCUACUGAUGAAGAGGAUACUCAAUUUUAUUUGGAAUCGGCCUCGAGUCCCAAAUCGGAUAUCACAGACAUAUUGGAAAGGUCCAAUUCGCCCAAGUGGCACAGCUUCGAGGCAUACUUGUGGGCUUCAUACAUUUUCUCUUCCCGUGCUUUUCCCGAACUGAUUUUAGAAGGUAGUGCAAUUGACAACGUCAACCAGGCCUUUUUGUUUCCUGUUGUUGAUCUUCUCAAUCAUGCAAAUGGAAAGAAGGUCAGCUGGAAAGACAACUUGACGGAAAAUGCAGUGACGUUCACAACCGAUGAGAAACUCUCAGCAGGUGACGAGAUCUUCAAUAACUAUGGAGACAAAUCAAAUGAAGAACUGCUAAUGGGUUAUGGCUUCGCAUCGCCCAAUAAUGCAUUUGACACCACUACUUUAACGCUAAGGUUCCCUCAAGACCAACUAGGCACCUUUCAUAAAAUGGGCAUUAAGCUGGACGAUGUCAGUACGGGUGACAGCUCUGUAAACUUCACAUUAUCAGUGCAAUCACCACUUCCUGCACAGCUCACGAAAGUAUUUGGAGUUAUGAAUAAGCUCACCUCGGAGCCUUUCCCAACAACCAGAAGCCAAUUGGAAGGUACCGUACAAUUAAAUGGUAUCUUAGACCAAAAACUGAGUUUUUUCAAAGACGCGUCUAAGUUGAAAGAUUCUUUAGGGUCCCCAGAAAAAUCAAAGUCUGCGAAAGCUUACAUUACAGGACAGAAGAGAAUUUACCAAGAAGCUUCAGACAGCAUCAAAAAGUACCAAAAGAAAAUUAUAAAAGAAGCCAAGCCUAUUUCAUUCAAGACUCUUUUCAAAUCAGACACACCGUUCGUUAACAGCUUGACCCUCACCUUCGGGGUCGCUAAGUAUGAUGAUUUACUUGCGAAGGGAUUUUUGCAGCAAGCCCUUCUUUUAUGGAUCGUGAGAAAUACUAAUGGGGGAUUACAGUAUAAAGUUCCAGAGUUUAUUGACGCUACUUUUCAAGAUGUCGCAGCCACAAUCGUUGUAGAAAAAGAGGACGUUCAGGAAUACAUGCCCUUCUACAAAAGUCUAUUCCCUCAAAUUACUACCAAGAUACCUGAGAUAUACGGUAAGGGGGAUUGGGGAAUCAAGAAAUUCAUUAUUGCGGGUACUGUCAUUGACAGGUUGGUAUGGACGUCGCCCACAUCGCAAGAGGCAUUUUUUUUCGAGAAGAAGGCAGCUUAA